Scophthalmus maximus (turbot) is the source of this 1847-nucleotide messenger RNA. It is a transcript of the gene rad9a, whose product is annotated as RAD9 checkpoint clamp component A. Gene Ontology annotation, cellular component: checkpoint clamp complex. The coding region runs from base 294 to 1481 and encodes 395 amino acids. Gene Ontology annotation, biological process: cellular response to ionizing radiation; mitotic intra-S DNA damage checkpoint signaling; DNA repair. The record is from RefSeq and is a predicted model, not a curated record. Lineage: Eukaryota; Metazoa; Chordata; Actinopteri; Pleuronectiformes; Scophthalmidae. The transcript has 12 exons.
UGUCUUUCUGUCUUUCUGAUUGGUCCACAGGGCGGAAGCGGUCAAUGGCGGCGUAAACAACGCUCGAUCGGUGCGAGAUAGUGUUUAAAUCGAGCCUCGAUCGAUAAGUAAAACGUAAAAUAACACUAUAACUAAAUAGAGUAUGUUUCCGGCACUGGGGGGGUUUCUGCUCGGCGUGCGAACUGUCAAACCCCCGCUGGUUCACUCCUCGCCGGUGUUGUGGCGCUAGAUCCGGGGCUAACUUUUAGCAGAGUUUGCUAACUUAAACGUAAAGUAGUAAGUCGUUAGCGGAAAUGGACUGCGUCGUGACUGGAGGAAACGUGAAAGUUUUGGCCAAAGCCAUCCACUCCCUGUCCAGGAUUGGUGAUGAGCUGUAUGUGGAGCCUCAGGAAGAUGGGCUGCCCCUGCGGUCUGUGAACUCCUCUCGGUCCGCAUAUGCUUGCUUCCUGUUUGCACCGCUCUUCUUCAGCAGGUACACCAUCACCAGUGAAGAAGCCUUCCGCUGUAAGAUUGCUAUAAAGAGCGUGCAGGCCGUGUUCAGGUCUCUGGCGUCUCUUGAGAAGACGGUCGAAAAGUGUCACAUCGAGCUGGACAGGAAGAAGAACCGCAUCACCUUCACCCUUUACUGCAAACAUGGCCUGCUGAAGACACAUAACCUGUCUUUCCAGGACAGCGAAAGCUUACAGGCAGUGUUCGAUAAGGACAGCUAUGCCAACGUAUUCAGGGCCCAGCCCAGGCUGCUGGUGGACACAGUUGUGCAUUUCCCUCCGUCUCUGGAAGAAGUGACGGUUGCUGUGAGUGAUGAUCGGAUGUGGUUUAGGAACCACGUGGACGAUGAAGCAGAGCUGUCCAAGGCCAUGCUGACAGAGCUGUGUCUGGCAUCAGACGAGUUUGACCAUUUCGCCGUCCGAGCUCACAGCAGCGUCACAUUUUGUCUGAAGGAGUUACGGGGUUUGUUAGUGUUUGCAGAGUCCACUGGUCUCCCUAUUUCUAUGUACUUUGAUGAGCCGGGAAGCCCUGUGGUGCUGUCAGUGACAGACAGUGUCCUGGAGGGGAACUUUGUGCUGGCCACCCUUUCCGACGAUCCUAACCACCGCAAAAACAACACAAGACGAGCACACACACCACCUCCUCCCCCUCCCGAUGAUUUCAUGAAUGACGACAUAGACUCCUACCUCAUCGCCAUGGAUACUAGUAUGGCACCAGGUCCUUCAGCGACAGGUCCACCCACACCCCCCUUAGCUGAACCCACCUAUUCAAAACAGCCUGUCGCAGCCAGUCACAGGACAAGGAUACACAGUGAGGAGGAGGAAGAGGAGGAAGAAGAUGAACCAGCCGAUUCAGACGGACCGCCAAAUAAGAAGUUCUGCUCCUUGUUCUUUGGAUCCGUGCUUCCCCCGUCUUCUCAGAUGAGCACUCAACCAGUGAAGAGUCAGGUAGUGCUGGCUAGUGAUAGCGAAGAUGACACUCAAGCAGAGUGACAGUGGACUGAUGAGAGAUGGACUGGCCUAAAAGUGGGCGCAUCUGUGUCCACUUUUAUUACCGUCGCACCACUUCACCUGGACUACUUGAAAAUGCAGAAGUGGACAUCCUUGAUUUUUAUUUUCAUCUUUAUCGGCUUGUUAUUUUUUUUUACCCGGACAAAACUGUACAGAGGCCUUCGGUACAGAACCAGUGUAUUCCAUCUUUUUAUUGGAUCAUAACGUUAAUGGGCGGAAAUCUGGGAUUAUGUGAAACUAGACAUGAAGCACUUCCUGUUUAUUUUUGUUUGGAGUCUCUUUGGUUUGUGAUCAAGGUGCAGCAGAAAAAAAGUCCCUGCAAAUAAAACAAACUUAUUUUUCCAAGGA